UGCGACAAAGACCCACUAAACUUUCAGAUUGUGACAACACCCCUCUCGAAAGAACACUUUUCAUCGCCAAGAUUCACUUUUCAUCUUCUUCCCAAACACCGAACUCUCCGAUCCCCGAACUAGAGCAGCGGCAGGGAGUUUCUUCGUCUCCCAUUUCUCUCUCUUCAUCCUCUCUUCGCCUAUCGCCAUUUUGUUUGGAGUUAUGUUUUUUAAGGGUUUCAUUCGGUAACCUUACCUAUUUUUUUUUUUUUGGUUUCGUUUAAUACUUUCCUUGACAAGCUCUUUGAUACUUCUCCGAAAGUUAGCAACAAUGACUUUGCCCAUACAUGAAAAGGAUGGAGAUAAUCUCUCUGUUGAUAAAUACAACGUCGAAGCUUCGGAAAUUCUAGCGAAUGAAGCACAGCAUCUUCCGAUUUCUGAGGCAACGCCGAUAUACGAGCAGCUUCUUUUGACAUUUCCUACUGCUGCAAAAUACUGGAAACAGUAUGUAGAAGCACAGAUGGCUGUGAAUAAUGAUGAUGCAACUAAACAAAUAUUCAGUCGAUGUUUAUUGAACUGCCUUCAGAUAUCUCUUUGGCGGUGCUACAUACGUUUCAUCAGGAAAGUCAAUGAGAAAAAGGGAGCAGAGGGUCUGGAGGAGACUAGGAAGGCUUUUGAUUUUAUGUUGAACUAUGUUGGAACCGACAUUGCAUCUGGCCCUCUAUGGAUGGAAUACAUUGCAUUUUUGAAGUCCUUACCGGCUUCAACUGCCCAGGAAGAGUCACAGAGGAUGACUUCAGUGCGGAAGGCUUACCAAAAAGCUAUAGUAACUCCUACACAUCAUGUAGAACAACUUUGGAAGGAUUAUGAAAACUUUGAAAACUCUGUUAGCCGAGCAUUGGCGAAGGGAUUGUUGUCUGAAUAUCAGCCAAAGUAUAACAGUGCAAGGGCUGUCUAUAGAGAGCGAAAGAAGUACAUUGAUGAAAUUGAUUGGAAUAUGCUUGCUGUACCCCCAACUGGUUCAUACAAGGAAGAACAACAAUGCAUGGCCUGGAAAAGGUUAUUAGCCUUUGAAAAAGGGAAUCCUCAAAGGAUAGACAGUGCAUCCUCUAAUAGAAGAAUUGCCUUUACAUAUGAGCAGUGUCUGAUGUAUUUAUAUCAUUACCCUGAUAUAUGGUAUGACUAUGCUACGUGGCAUGCAAAGACUGGUUCAAUAGAUUCUGCAAUUAAGGUAUUUCAGCGAGCUUUGAAGGCUUUACCUGAUUCUGAAGUUCUGAGGUAUGCAUAUGCAGAACUAGAGGAAUCCCGUGGAGCUAUUCAGCCUGCAAAGAAGAUAUAUGAGAGCAGUUUGGCUAAUGCUGUCAAUGCAAAUGCACUGGCACACAUACAAUUUAUCCGUUUCCUAAGAAGAACUGAAGGAGUUGAAGCUGCUCGCAAGUACUUCUUAGAUGCCCGCAAAUCCCCGAACUGUACAUAUCAUGUCUAUGUUGCAUACGCUAUGAUGACAUUUUGUCUUGAUAAAGACCCAAAGGUUGCACACAAUGUUUUUGAGGCAGGACUGAAGAGAUUUAUGCACGAACCUGGAUACAUUCUUGAGUAUGCAGAUUUUUUAUGUCGCUUAAAUGAUGAUAGAAAUAUUAGAGCCUUAUUUGAGCGGGCAUUGAGCUCACUUCCUCCAGAGGAAUCAGUGGAGGUUUGGAAAAGGUUUACCCAAUUUGAGCAAACAUAUGGUGAUUUGACUAGCAUGUUGAAGGUUGAGCAAAGAAGGAAGGAAGCUCUGUCUAAGUCAGGUGAAGAAGGAUCAUCAACACUAGAAGGCUCAUUGCAAGAUGUUGUCUCAAGAUACAGUUUCAUGGAUCUCUGGCCUUGCUCAUCCAAGGAUUUGGACCAUUUGGCACGACAAGAUUGGCUUGCAAAAAACAUUAACAAGAAAAUGGAUAAGUCAACAUUUCUCAAUGGAGCUAGUUCUUCUAUAGGUGCAGAUAAGAGUUCAGUUGGACUAGCUACCAAUCUAAAGAUAUCUGCAUCAUCUGCAAAAGUUGUUUACCCAGAUACCACUCAGAUGGUGAUUUAUGAUCCAAUGCAAAAAUCUGGUGCUGGAUUGCUUCCAAAUAUUACUGCACCUGGGCUCCCAUCUCUUUCUAGCUUAACUUUGGCUCCGGCUAUGGCUUUAGUUGGCAGUGGAACAAAGGCACUUGAUGAAAAUCUGAAAGCAAUUCCACCAGCAUUGGUAGCAUUUAUAGCACAUUUGCCUGCUGUUGAGGGACCAUCACCAGAUGUCGACAUGGUGUUAUCAAUUUUGCUACAGAAUAACAUAUCAACUGGUCAAACUGGGAAGUCAGCAACUUCCACACAAUUAUUGCUAACUGGCCCUGCACCAAGCACAAGUGACCGUUCUGGAUCAAACAAAUCUCGUCCCAAUCCAAGUGGUUUAUUGUUGAAACCAAACAGAGAUGGGCAGUCUCUCAAAAGAAAAGAUCAUGACAGGCAAGAAGAUGAUGAGACCACUGUUCAAAGCCGACCACUUCCUAGGGAUGUUUUCAGGAUCCGACAGAUACAAAAGGUCCGAGGAGUCUCCACUUCUCAGACUGAAUCAGCAUCCUAUGGAAGUGCAUUUUCGGGAGAGCAAUCUGCCAGUACUGAAUGAUGUCUUACGUAUAUUUUUCAGUGUAUAAAGAUUUCUUUAUGCCAAUCACUUUACAUCAAUGUUUUAUUAGUACGUUUGCA
Molecule: messenger RNA, 2706 nt
Organism: Nelumbo nucifera (sacred lotus)
Lineage: Eukaryota; Viridiplantae; Streptophyta; Magnoliopsida; Proteales; Nelumbonaceae
Gene: CSTF77
Product: Tetratricopeptide repeat (TPR)-like superfamily protein
Biological process (GO): mRNA 3'-end processing
Cellular component (GO): nucleus
Molecular function (GO): mRNA binding; protein binding
Source: RefSeq, a predicted model, not a curated record